Messenger RNA from Pyricularia grisea, 2898 nucleotides. RefSeq lists its product as uncharacterized. Gene Ontology annotation, biological process: post-translational protein targeting to endoplasmic reticulum membrane; SRP-dependent cotranslational protein targeting to membrane. The record is from RefSeq and is a predicted model, not a curated record. NCBI's taxonomy places the organism in Eukaryota, Fungi, Ascomycota, Sordariomycetes, Magnaporthales, Pyriculariaceae. Gene Ontology annotation, cellular component: Sec62/Sec63 complex. Gene Ontology annotation, molecular function: RNA binding; transmembrane protein transporter activity. The transcript is spliced from 2 exons. The coding region runs from base 409 to 2523 and encodes 704 amino acids.
CAAGAACCACCACCUACCCACCUUGGCUGUCGCUAACCUCAGGUAAGAUAAAUAUCUUGGGGCCACAUAUAUCCAAAAGCGCACUCAACUUUUCGAGGCAACGACAAUUUUCUUCACUUUUUUUUUUCUUUUUUUCUUUGUUGGCACUGAUUCCUUUUCUUUGUAAAUUCAGUCGAGACCUUGGGCAUUCGAGCUGGCCGCCAUAGGUAAUACAUCAUUGUUGCUUGCACGACGAGCAGCGUGGACAAGCUCUCUACCAUCAUUUGAGUUACGACACGCACGUCACGACAGCCUGCGCGCAACCAGAACAGAGAGCAAUUAGAACACACAAUUUUUUCCACAUCCGCCUCCCGGGCCUAAUAAGGCCUUGAAACUAAUCACUCUCGUCUUUCGCGCUCUUCGGUCACAAUGAGUAGCGACUACUCAUACGACGAGACGGGCCACCUUUGGCCCUUCUUCGUCUUUACGCUGACAACAAUUGUCACUCUUCCCCUUACAUAUGCCCUCGUAAACCGAUCGAGGGACCCCGCAGCCAAAUUCCCGCGGAUCAAGACCGAGUACAAGCCCAAGCAUGGUGACUUGGUGCAGGCGCAAAAGUCGGCAGAAAAACGAAAGAAUCGCACGCUAGGCCUAACACUCUUUGUUCUGGGCGGAUGGGCCGUCAUGGGCUACAUGCUUUACCUGAUCAGCGUCACCGAAGCCCCGGUGAACAAGCUCUGGAACCCCUAUGACAUUCUGGGUCUUUCCGAAACUGCAUCCGAAAAGGUCAUCAAGAAAACCUACAAGGAACUGUCGCGACGCCUGCACCCUGACAAGGUCAAGCCCGACCCCGCCAAGAACGAGACUAUCGAGUUGUUGAACGAGCGAUACGUCGAGAUCUCCAAGGCUUACCAAGCGUUGACGGACGAGGACGUCAGAAACAACUACAUCCAGUUUGGUCACCCCGAUGGCAAGCAAGGCUUCAGCAUCAACAUUGCCCUUCCCAAGGUGAUUGUGUCAGACGGAAAUGGAAAAUAUGUCGUUCUUGUCUACUUCAUGCUCUUUGGGGUUUUACUGCCUUACUGGGUCGGCUCGUGGUGGUAUGGCACCCAGAAGCGCUCCAAGGAAGGCCCGCUGAUGGAGAGCGCAAACCGCCUGUUUAGGGAGUACGAGGAUGACAUCGACGAAGGCGGUGUCAUCUCUGCACUAAGCACUGGCAAGGAGUUUGAGGAUGUCUUCAGGGGAAACAAGGCCGACUCUGGACUGUCCAAGAUUGAAUCCAGGAUACUGGCAGCUGGUGAAACCUCGCAAUUCGCUGCGGGCAUGUCCCUCAAGGAAAAGGAAAAGCUCGAGGACCUCGAAAACGGUGUGCGACGAAAGGUUCUAGACUUGCUUUGGGCAUACCUGGGACGCAUCGAGCUUGACGACGCCGAGCUCACGAAGGCCAAGUUUGAGGUCGCUCCAAUCGCCCACUCCCUCACAAAGUCUUUCACGGCCAUUGCCUUGGCGUAUGGCAACACCGGUCCUAUCUUGGCCUCAUACUACGCCAGCCAAAUCCUCAUCCAGGCGAUUCCGCCCAAGGCAUCCCCGCUUCUUCAACUGCCCCACUUCACCCCGUCUCUCGCCAAGGCCAUCGAGGGAGACUCUAGGGUACGCAUGUCAUUGCAGCGAUUCAUGGAUCAGCCUGACUCCCAGCGCCGAAGCCAAGCUAUCGGUGAUGGUCUACUCUCUGAAGCCCAGUACAAAGAAGCCGUCGAUGUCGCGAAGCAGCUACCUUUCCUCCGUGUUGCCAAGGCUUAUUUCAAGGUCACCGGUGAGAAGUACAUCAUCCCAUCGUCUCUGGUCACACUUGUGGUCAAGGGCCGAUUUGUGCCCCCUGGAAGUGAAAACGUCCCCGAGAUUGUUGAGACAGACUUGGAGGAUGUGGAUCCGGCCGAGGAUGACUUGGACGCUAUUCUUGGGCGCAAAAAGAAGCAAGUUGGUAAAGACGAACGUGGGAAGCCUGUAUAUGGAGCCGAUGACGAGACACCCGUUGUCCCACCUCUGGCUUAUGCACCGUACUUUGCACGCGACCAUUCUCCACGCUGGAAUGUCUUCCUCACAGACUCGAAGCAAGGCAAGAUGGCCGUGCCGCCGUUUACGUUUGCGCAGUUUGACAAGCCAAUCUUUAAAGAGGACGGCAAGACCCCGACAUACGAGAUGCAAACGCUCAAGGCCCAGUUCCAAGCGCCUCCGCAAGCUGGCCACUACACAUUCGUUAUGCACGUGGUGUGUGACAGCUAUGUUGGGUUCGACACUAAGAUGGAAGUCACCCUAGUUGUCGAUGAGGCGAGCAGGGCAGCCGAAAUGACAGAUGAGGAGGAGAUCAGCGAGCCGGACGAAGAUUCCAUCGCGGGCAUCAUGCAUGCCGCUAAGGGUGGCGCACCGCCACCACGAAAGAAGAAGCAGGUCGUCGAGGAAGAUGAAUCAGACGAUGAGAGUGGAACAGAAGAAGAAGCAGACGAUACAAGCGAUACGAACACUGACACCGAGGAUGAGUCUUGAAACACUCUCUCUUUGACUCUUUCUCUUGUCUCUUUCAAUUCGAUUUCUCAAGUCAGGCUUGCCGGCGGGAUCACUCACAUGAGAAGACAUUGGCACUAAAUUUAUACUCAUUUGUUGUUAUCGGCAUAUGGCUCGCCCAGCGUGUUCGAUCUGCUUAUGUGAUUGUCUUUCUUCUUCCUUGUUCGCUGUUAUUAUUACUCCCCGGGGAUUACAUGCAUCAUUCUUAGCUGUUUCUUGUACAUGAGUCUUUGGCGUUUCUUGGCUGCGUCUGGGUCAUUGGCUUCGUCUAGAUCCCCUCAUAUGUUUCGGGAACACACACAACCAGGUGCAUAAGGGCUUGAUUUUUUUUAUUAACGGGGUUUUCUUCCUACGCGC